AUGGACGAGAAGGAGCUGAAUUACGAAGCUGGAGUUUCGCGCAAAAUCGCAUUCUUCGGAAUUUGCAUCAGCACUGUCUCAACGUUGACAUGUAUUAUCGCGAUACCUCUUCUGUACAAUUAUAUGCAGCAUAUUCAAACGACUCUUCAUAGCGAGAUUGACUUUUGUCGACAUCGCACAACAGGUCUUUUCAUUCAAUACGAGCGAAUGCAAAUGAAUGCCGGUGUGCGAGCUAAGAAGAUUGUUGCAAAGAGGCAAACAGGCUAUGAUUUCGGAGAAGUGCACAGUGGUCCAGAAAGUGGUUUCAGCAACCAAGCAUCCACCCUAUCAGAUGACGGUCAAUGCUGUUCGUGCAAAUCUGGCCGACCUGGCCCACCAGGACCUCCAGGAGAAGACGGAAGAAACGGAAGGGAUGGAAAACCAGGACUUAAUGGACCUGAUGGUACUGAUGCUAAAGAUCUGCCAAGAAGAGAUGUUCCAACCCCGUGCUAUGAUUGCCCAGAAGGACCUCCAGGACCACCAGGCCGACCAGGACCAAAAGGACCAAAUGGAAAGAAUGGAAAAGAUGGAUUGCCAGGAGUUCCAGGGCUUCCAGGACAGCCUGGAGACGUGGGAGAACCGGGUGAGCCGGGAGAGGAUGGAGAACCUGGAGAACCGGGAACUGACGGGGAACCAGGAAAAUGCGACGAAGUGAAUGUGGCGCAGGGACCACCAGGGCAGCCAGGACCACCAGGAUUGCCGGGUCCAAACGGUCUUCCAGGAACACCGGGAACUCCUGGACAAGACGGAGAACAAGGACCAGCUGGAGAGCCAGGAAGAGAUGGAAAAGACGGUCAGCCUGGUCGUCCAGGACAGCCAGGACCACCAGGAGAGCCAGGAGCAAGUGGUGGAUGCGACCACUGUCCAACCCCAAGAACAGCUCCAGGAUAUUAA
Caenorhabditis bovis is the source of this 933-nucleotide messenger RNA. The record is from the annotation of a GenBank genome assembly. Lineage: Eukaryota; Metazoa; Nematoda; Chromadorea; Rhabditida; Rhabditidae.